GAGUACGGAGUAGUGGCCAUUGGUUGGGAUGAGUACGGAGUAGUGGCCAUUGGUUGGGAUGAGUACGGAGUAGUGGCCAUUGGUUGGGAUGAGUACGGAGUAGUGGCCAUUGGUUGGGAUGAGUACGGAGUAGUGGCCAUUGGUUGGGAUGAGUACGGAGUAGUGGCCAUUGGUUGGGAUGAGUACGGAGUAGUGGCCAUUGGUUGGGAUGAGUACGGAUGGCCAUUGGUUGGGAUGAGUACGGAGUAGUGGCCAUUGGUUGGGAUGAGUACGGAGUAGUGGCCAUUGGUUGGGAUAAGUACGCAGUAGUGGCCAUUGGUUGGGAU
This is a messenger RNA of Staurois parvus, 326 nucleotides long. NCBI's taxonomy places the organism in Eukaryota, Metazoa, Chordata, Amphibia, Anura, Ranidae. The record is from the annotation of a GenBank genome assembly.